Molecule: messenger RNA, 419 nt
Organism: Cricetulus griseus (Chinese hamster)
Lineage: Eukaryota; Metazoa; Chordata; Mammalia; Rodentia; Cricetidae
Source: RefSeq, a predicted model, not a curated record
AGAACACUGAUUCACGUUGUGAGGUCAUUGCUCUGGUUCAUGCUCCAUUGUUAACAAACAAAAGUACCUUUCUCUGUGUCUUUCAGAAUGGGCAGCAGCUGUACAGACACAUAUAUCUGGGCUGCAAAGAGGAAGACAACGUUCAGAAGAACUAUGAGCUCCUUUACACAUCGCUGGCUCUUAUCACCAUCGAACUAGCCAAUGAAGAGGUGGUCAUUGACCUCAUUCGAUUGGCCAUUGCUUUACAGGACAGUGCAAUUGUCAAUGAAGAUAACUUGUCAAUGUUUCAUCGCUGUGGAAUCAUGGCACUGGUUGCAGCAUAUCUCAACUUUGUGAGUCAGAUGAUAGCCGUUCCAGCAUUCUGCCAGCAUGCUAGCAAGGUGAGAGGCUUGGAAACGUUCUGAGACCUAAGUACUGUG